UCGUUGUUAUUGCGCUCGAAAAAAGGUGAUUUUUUGAACUUUAAAUGAAAGUAUCUCAAAAACCAUAUGUCAGCGGUAACUAUAUGUAUACAUAUUCUUAAUCUCGAGUAUCUCCUCUAUCCAUACAUACUCAUUUUAACCCCGAAAUCCGGGGAUGCUAUUCUAAAUCCCAGCCUAUAAUUCUUUUAGAAGUAUGUGAAUUACAAAUUUACUUGCGAUACAAUUUACAAAUUCAAUGUGAAAAAUAGUGUUUAUUCUAUAGUUUCCAUUGAAUGCAAACUUGAUGUUUUGAUAUACAUAUGUAUAUAUACAUACAUACAUACCAAAUGUCAUUGAUCAAUUGUCAACUGUCAUAUUGGAUACUCUCUGCACAUAAAAAAAAAUACAUUUGCAGUGCACGAUAUUUUGCUGUCGCUGAAAACAUUUUAAUAUUUUAAAAAAGAAAAUGUUUCGUGCACCGCUUACAAAGGUUAUACAAGGAAGAUUCGGUUCACCAACACAUGGGAUUACCAGCAAAGCCAUUCGUUCUAGCGCUGCGUUAUCGCAGACACCAGCUAAGGCACCAGAAAAAAUAGAGGUUUUUGUUGACGAUGUCUCCGUUAAAGUUUUGCCUGGAACUACUGUUUUACAGGCAUGCGCUGUGGCUGGGGUAGAAAUACCCCGAUUUUGUUAUCACGAACGUUUGUCAGUUGCAGGCAAUUGUCGUAUGUGCCUUGUAGAAGUAGAAAAAAGUCCAAAACCGGUAGCAGCAUGUGCAAUGCCUGUAAUGAAAGGGUGGCGUAUAAAAACUAACUCCGAGAUGACCAGAAAAGCACGUGAAGGCGUAAUGGAGUUCUUGUUGAUGAAUCAUCCAUUGGAUUGUCCUAUUUGUGAUCAGGGCGGUGAAUGUGAUCUUCAAGAUCAGGCUAUGGCGUUUGGUUCAGAUCGAUCCAGAUUUACUGAUAUAAAUCAUACUGGAAAGAGAGCCGUUGAGGACAAAAAUUUUGGACCAUUAGUCAAAGGAAUAAUGACUCGUUGCAUUCACUGUACUCGUUGUGUUCGAUUUGCCUGUGAAGUGGCCGGUGUGGAAGAUCUUGGCACCACGGGACGUGGUAACGACAUGCAAAUCGGUACUUACGUUGAAAAACUGUUCCUGUCUGAACUUUCCGGAAAUGUUAUAGAUUUGUGUCCCGUUGGUGCAUUGACUAGCAAACCUUACAGUUUUGUAGCACGACCAUGGGAAAUUCGGAAAGUUAGUAGUAUUGAUGUUUUGGACGCCGUUGGUAGCAACAUUGUUGUAAGCACUCGAACAAACGAAGUUCUACGAAUUGUACCUCGAGAAAAUGAGGAUAUUAAUGAAGAAUGGCUUGCUGACAAAUCCCGUUUCGCGUGCGAUGGUUUAAAACGUCAACGUUUGGUUGCACCCAUGGUUCGCAUGCCGAAUGGUGAAUUACAAGCAGUAGAAUGGGAAGGAGCAUUAAUAUCGGUUGCUAAAGCUAUAAAAGACGCAAAAGGUGCCGUUGCUGCUAUAGCUGGCCAACUGGUAGAUGUAGAAUCGCUUGUGGCUCUUAAAGAUUUACUAAAUCGUAAUGGAGGAGAAACUCUUUGUACCGAGCAAAACUUUAAUGUUAAGGGUUCUGGAUCUGAUUUACGAUCUAACUAUGUUUGCAAUACCACUAUAGCAGAUCUGGAGCAAGCAGAUGCUGUUUUACUUAUCGGUACCAAUCCACGUUAUGAAGCUCCCUUAAUCAACACUCGUUUACGUAAAUCAUAUAUCAAUAAUGAAAUGGAUAUUGCUUCCAUUGGACCCAAAAUAGAUCUCUCAUACAAUCACCAAAAUUUGGGAGAAGAUGCUGGUUUAAUUAGUCAAGUUUGUAAUGGUGGACAUCCAUUUUCAAAAGUACUUGAAAAUGCUAAGAAACCCGCAAUUGUGUUGGGAGCAAAUGUAUUGGAAAGACCUGAUGCAGCUGGAAUACAUACAACAGUAGCUUCGUAUUGUAAGAAACUUAACAAACAGGGCUGGAAUGCAUUUAAUGUACUGCAAAAUAAUGCAGGGCAAACCGGUGCUCUGGAUGUUGGAUAUCAGCCGGGAACACAGGCUGCACUUAAAGCUCAGCCAAAAGUACUAAUACUUCUUGGAGCUGAUGGUGGAAAAGUUGACCGUGAAAAGUUGCCGAAAGAUUGUUAUGUUAUUUAUAUAGGGCACCAUGGUGAUAAUGGUGCUUCGAUUGCAGAUGCAGUUCUUCCUGGAGCUGCGUAUACAGAAAAGCAGGCAAUAUAUGUAAAUACAGAAGGUCGUGCUCAACAAACAUUAGCCGCUGUAUCACCCCCAGGAAUGGCUCGUGAGGACUGGAAGAUCCUACGUGCUCUGUCUGAAAUUUUAGGCACACCUUUACCAUAUGAUAAUUUGGAUGAUUUGAGAAAUCGCAUUGAAGAUAUAGCUCCGCACUUGGUACGUUUUGGAAAGUUGGAGUCUUCUACAUUCGGCAAUUUAACUGAGCAAUUGGCCACAUCCAAGUCAAUUGAAAAUACAAAAAUAGAUGUGAAACAAAAGAAAUUGCGCGAAUACUUUAUGACGGACCCGAUUUCCCGAGCGUCACCAACAAUGGCUAGAUGCGUUCGAGAAGUAUCUGGAGAAGAAGCGAAGGAAGAGUCUCAAAGACAAGCCGCUUGUUAAAUAUAUACGAAAAUAUGCAACUUUCUAAUCGAUACACCUUAGACCAAAAACUAAUAUGUAUUGUUGAAUAUCUUCAAGCUGUAUUAUUUAGUAAGACGCAUAUAAACUAAAAAUCUAAAUACCAACAAAGUGAGAAUAAACAUUAUAAGGUUGUUAACGUUUAAUUAAAAUUAUAACUAGGUGAAAAACUGAGAA
Molecule: messenger RNA, 2851 nt
Organism: Bactrocera dorsalis (oriental fruit fly)
Lineage: Eukaryota; Metazoa; Arthropoda; Insecta; Diptera; Tephritidae
Gene: ND-75
Product: NADH-ubiquinone oxidoreductase 75 kDa subunit, mitochondrial
Exons: 9
Coding region: 446-2656 (736 amino acids)
Biological process (GO): ATP synthesis coupled electron transport
Cellular component (GO): membrane
Molecular function (GO): NADH dehydrogenase (ubiquinone) activity; iron-sulfur cluster binding
Source: RefSeq, a predicted model, not a curated record